UGCCGGGCGGCUCUGCCCCCCCCGCUGCCCCCGCCGCACCGGGCGCGUCCGCGGAGCGCACGGAGGGACCCGCACCGGAUCCCAGAGGCUGAAGUCACCGGUGUGAGCAUCCCCAAGGCCUGCACGCACCGCGGGGGGACCGUCUGCCCCCCGAAGGAUGCACUGGAGCCGGUGAGAGGGAGCCUGGGGGAGCGGAGCCGCCCUGCACAGGGAAUGAGACCCGGCAGCUCCUCACACAGGCCCGGUCCGUCCGUGCUUUCGGCAAUGCUGCCGGGGAAAGCAGAGAAGAGGAUGGUUUCAUCGGUCUUCAUCACCCUGGUGCCACCGCGGAGGGAGGUGACCACCAAGGAGAAAACCCAAAGGGAGCUGCAGCCAGAUGGGGACAAGGUCCCAGGCCCCCAUCACCCCUGGACUCCGCUGCCCCGACCCCCUGCAUUGCCCAAUGGAGAAACCUGCCCAGCAGCCCCUGUGCCUUCAUCCCCGACGGUCCUCGUCCUCUCUGAAGCUCCCCAGCCCUUGUCUGCAGAGACACUGGUUCCAGCACUGCAGCAACUGGACCUUGCAGCACCUGCCACCCUCCAGGCCCCUUCCACCCUCCCUGCCGAAUUGAGGCCACCCAAAUUCUGCCAGGAGCAAGCAGGCAAGCCGCAGUGGCGGGAUGCGAAAGGGUACCCAGACAGAGACACCUCCAGAGGUAAGGUGGGGAUGGAGCUGCACUGUGAGGGCUUGUCCUCAGCUGGGGAAACUGAGGCACACAGCAGCAAACCCCUCUCCCUUCUUCCUGAAGACAUCUGCGCCUUCUGCCACAAGGCACUGGGGCCACGGGAGCCGACAGUGGAGGCGAUGGGGAAGCAGUACCACGCUGAGUGCUUCACCUGCAGGACGUGCCCCCGGCUCCUGGCCGGGCAGCGCUACUACCAAAAGGAUGGGCGCCCCAUGUGCGACGCCUGCUACCAGGCCACACUGGAGAAAUGCGCCAAGUGCCAAGGGCUGAUCACGGAGAGCAUCGUCCGUGCCCUGGGCAAAGGCUUCCAUCCUGACUGCUUCUCCUGUGCUGCCUGUGGCCGGGCCAUCGGUGCUGAGAGCUUCGCUGUGGACGAGCAGGAUGAGGUGUACUGCGUGGCUGACUUCUACAGGAAGUACGCUGCGGUCUGCAGCGCUUGUGAGCGCCCCAUCAUCCCCCAUGAGGACAAGGACACCUACAAGAUUGAGUGCCUGGGACGCAGCUUCCACGAGAGCUGCUACUGCUGUGAGAGCUGCAGGACACCCCUGUCACCAGAGCUGACGGAGGACGGGUGCUACCCCCUGGACAACCACCUCCUCUGCAAGUCCUGCCACAUCCGCUGGCGAACCGAGUCAUCCUGCUAAAACCCCGUGGUUCAACCUCCAUCUUCCAGCACCAAAUGGGGUGCAUCCACUAGGAUCCAGUCCCGGGUGUCCACUGCACCCCCAAAUAGCUGCAGGACUGGGGUUUUCAUCACCAAAAUGCACCCAGGACCCCAAUUCACUGGGCUGGCUCAAGGAAAUGCAGAUGGAGCAUCUCUGUGCUCAUUAUGGACAUAAAAAGCCCUGGCAAAGCCUCAGGGAUUGAGGAGCUGAGGGUUUAUUCACUCAUUUCUGUUUUAAAACUCCUUUUUCGAGGCCAGUUUGGUUUCUUGGGUGUUUUUUCUUCUUUCUUCUUGAGCCUCCUUGGGGUUUCAGUGAAACAUUUCUCUCUGCGGUGACGCAGAGCGGGCACUGAUUUAGUUACUUGCAGUUAAAUAAAACCCCGAGUUUAAA
Molecule: messenger RNA, 1779 nt
Organism: Melopsittacus undulatus (budgerigar)
Lineage: Eukaryota; Metazoa; Chordata; Aves; Psittaciformes; Psittaculidae
Gene: FBLIM1
Product: filamin binding LIM protein 1
Exons: 8
Coding region: 214-1368 (384 amino acids)
Biological process (GO): cell-cell adhesion
Cellular component (GO): focal adhesion; stress fiber
Molecular function (GO): filamin binding
Source: RefSeq, a predicted model, not a curated record